This is a messenger RNA of Octopus sinensis (East Asian common octopus), 1655 nucleotides long. Its product is annotated as serine/threonine-protein kinase 40. The record is from RefSeq and is a predicted model, not a curated record. Gene Ontology annotation, molecular function: ATP binding; protein kinase activity. Lineage: Eukaryota; Metazoa; Mollusca; Cephalopoda; Octopoda; Octopodidae. Gene Ontology annotation, biological process: protein phosphorylation. The transcript is spliced from 9 exons. The coding region runs from base 223 to 1566 and encodes 447 amino acids.
AAACAAUUUCCUUUCACCGAGUAUUUUAGAUCACAUGAUCAAUUCACCCAACAGCAAACAUUAAUUAUCCAAAACAUCAACAAUAUUUAGAAAUCUAUUUAUAUUCAAGAUGCAAUCGAUCAGUAUGAAUCGUUACAAUAUUUACUCCCCUGUUGAUACUCACAACAUUGCUACGUUCACUUCAUUAACAGUCUGUAAAAAUUCCUGCCAUUGAAUGCUAAAAUGAAGAGAAGAAGUGUGGGAGAAAGUGAUAAUGUAGCAAAACGUAAAAACAACAAGCAUGCCUUUGAGAUUUCUAAAGCAUCUCCAUGUGAAGUCCAUAAACCAUUGCCAACUUCAAGAAGAGGAGUUAAACGAGCUGGUCCUUAUUUGUUAGGACCUCGGCUAGGUUCAUCUCCAGUUCGAAGCAUUGUUCAGUGUCUUGCAAGAAAAGAAGGCACAAAUGAAUUUUAUACCUUAAAGAUAUUAACAAUGGAAGAUUCAGAGCAUGCUAACCAAGAUGACCAUCAAGGUAAAAUGUUAAUGCAUACAGAAUAUUCACUGCUUUCACUACUACACAACCAAGAUGGUGUUGUACAUCAUCAUGGAUUGUUCAAAGACCAAGCACAUGAAGAAAAGGAUACUCUGAACUCCAAUGGCUGUAUUGAAUAUACUGGAAGAAUCCGCAAUCGUCUCUGUUUAGUUUUAGAUUGUCUUAUUCCCCACGAUUUUAGUAGUAAAACAUCUGAUCUCAUAAAUCUUCAGCAUUAUGUGAUCAAAGAGAAGAAACUUAGUGAAAAAGAAGCUGUCAUAAUUUUUGCUGAUAUCGUGAGAAUUGUUGAAAGUUUACACAAAAAAAAUAUCGUCCAUCGUGAUUUAAAACUUGGAAACAUAGUGUUGAACAAACGAUCAAGAAGAGUUACUAUCACUAACUUUUGUCUUGGAAAACACUUGGUGUCCGAAAAAGAUUUGUUAAAAGAUCAGCGAGGAAGUCCUGCUUAUAUAAGCCCUGAUGUGUUGAGUGGUAAACCGUAUUUAGGAAAACCAAGUGAUAUGUGGGCUCUUGGAGUAGUUCUAUUCACUAUGAUUUAUGGACAGUUCCCAUUCUAUGACAGUGCACCUCAAGAAUUAUUUCGAAAGAUUAAAGUAGCUGAAUAUAGUAUACCAUCGGACAACAAUAUAUCUCAAGACACAAUUUUAGUGAUAAGGAAACUUUUAAUUCUUGACCCCAAUACAAGACUUGCAGCUACAGAAGUUCUUGAUACGUUGGCUGUUAUUAUAGCCAAUUGGAGAGCAAUGUCCAGUCGUGCUUUGCCUUUUCAUACAGUGCCUGAUAUUGAUGAUGAAGAAUCAAAAGAGCCAGAUGUGAGUUUAGACAAUUCGACAAAUUCUUCAAAUGGAACUGACCCAGAACUUAAGAAAUCACAAAAGCCAACUGUAGAUGUAAAUUGGAAGCCAACAUCAGUGCCUGAAAAUAUGCAUCAUAGACUUAAUCGAUUAAAUAAUUUAACUAACCAGUCUACUAGCCCAGAAUCUCAUUCUGCUUUUGAUGCUUAUGUGCCAUUCCGUCAUUAUCAAUCUAUAUGAACCAUUUUUGGAAACCUGUCCUAUUUAAUUUACCCAAACGAAACAAAAUAAAUACUUAGUUUUUAGAAAAUAUUUUAUACACAACCAAA